This is a messenger RNA of Macadamia integrifolia, 845 nucleotides long. Its product is annotated as early nodulin-93-like. The record is from RefSeq and is a predicted model, not a curated record. The transcript is spliced from 4 exons. Bases 358 to 678 code for a protein of 106 amino acids. Lineage: Eukaryota; Viridiplantae; Streptophyta; Magnoliopsida; Proteales; Proteaceae.
GUAGAACUCAAGUUCCUUUUAGUGAUCAUAGGGAAUUCUUUGGGUUUCCGAUCUACCCACCUGUUCUGUACUGUUCCACCAACCUCGAAACUGGAGAAGCUUAAAACAGGUGACUCCGACGUUGGAACUAAAAUCUAAAACCAUCUAACCCCAAGAAGUACUCUCCUCUCCACUCCCCUAAUUAUAUAUAAAUUACAUAUCAUGGAACCUCAAUCUCAGAUCACUCACUCACACUACUACAUGUCUUCCUUACUUGCACUUCUCCACAGAUUUAAAACCAUUUCCUCACUCUUUUAAUUGACUCAUCGGUAGCUUUCUAUUACAUAAGACCAACGUUUCUUCUUCAAGAAAAAGAUAAUGGCGAAAAAUGUAGCUCAGUCUUCCCUGGAAAGAAAUGGGUUGGCCUCACUGGAUCAGAGACUUGCCAUGGCAAAGAAAUGCUCUUAUGAGGGCGUGAUGGCUGGAGCAAAGGCAGCUGUUGUCGCAGGCUUCGCGACUGCAGUUCCUACAAUUGCCAGCGUGAGAAUGCUGCCAUGGGCCAGAUCCAACCUUAAUCCCACUGCACAGGCACUUAUAAUCUCCACUGUGGCAGGUGCUGCCUACUUCAUAGUUGCAGACAAGACAGUUUUGGCAUCUGCAAGAAAGAACUCCUUCAAUAAGUCUAAUAUGGAAGCUUAACUAAUUCUCUACAAUUAACUACUAUUUUUAAGUAGAGAGAUUAUAAGGAUGAUAGACAUAUCAGUCUUAAGACUCCUACUUAGCUUUUGCUUCUAGCCCAGUCAGUGUGCUUCUCUUUGUGUAUGUAAAUUUUGAAUUAAAAAUAAGUACAGGUUUCCUCAGGUUCC